AUGGCGCAGCCUCCACCAGCCUCUUUCUUCGGGGCCGUGGCUCCGGGCAACCCGGUGGUGGACAGAUUCGAGGCUGAACUGCGGGAUGUCCUGGGCCUCCUCCGGCGGCUGGGAGGCACGGGCGAGGCCAAACCGCAGCAGCACAACCUGCACCGCCACGGAGCAAAUACUUUGUUUAAUAUUUGGAUCAAAUAUAAGACUCGAUUGCCAGAGUGGUAUUAUAACGAAAAACUUCUGAAAGUUGGUGAUUCCCUUGCUCAGAUCAAAGAAUAUAAGUUGGCACUUCUACAGUGCUAUGGAAGAUAUCUUCAACAGUUCAUUUCUGUAAACCUUGAUGAUAUUACAGAUGAUGUACAUCAAUUUAAAUCCACCUUUUUUCCACAUGGUUUCAGAGACAGAAAAGCAGCUCUUACGUUCCAUGCUUUGCAAGAGAGAAAUGUUUGCAUUUAUCAGAUGGUUUGCAGCAGUGACAGAAAUCUCCAGAAUCAAGAGUCCCUGAAGACUUGCUUCAAUGUCUUGUCCUCAAUAAGACUCGUUAUGCAAGUGGCUCUACCUCAGGAAAAUUUGUGUUGGCUAAUCUACAAUGGUACUGUUCAGAUUUACACCAUAUGCAGACAUUUGAUGAUGAUAGGUCAAUCUGCUAAGGUCUUGGAAUACUUAGUGUGGGCCAGUGUAUGUAUGGAAUCAUCCAUUCCGCUCUUAUCUGUGCAUUAUUUGACAUGGAGAACCACCCUAUAUACUGCAGUUUCUCAGUGUUAUUUUGAUUGUCAAGAUGGCAUCAAUGGAGAGAUAUUUGCUCGGCGUGGUCUCAUUAAAAUUGAUGAACUGAAGAAAUUGGAAGUUACCAGUUCUUCCCUGGCAAAUUCAGAGACAAGCAAGAUUUUUAGAGAGGCCACUGUAAAGAUGUCAGUAAUGAUAUUCAAGAGAGCAGUAUAUGAACCCAGAAGAAAGCAAAAAACUGACUUUCGACCUAAGUUAAGAGUUACUCUGAAACAAACACACAAGUUGUCACGGCCUCGCACUACAACUGAACAGCUGCUGACAGAAAUGUUUGAUGGUGUUGCAGCUCAGUUCCUUGCUAUCCUCGAAGCUCUGUCUGAUAGUAGCAGGGGUGUGUGUCACCCUGUUCCACCUCUUCCAGAUGAAACUGAAAUUCAUGAAGUCAUUACAGAGCUUUUUUUUGCAGGCCUGGAAAUCCUCUCAGGUGGAGUGAUCGGUACUGGUGUUCAAGGAAGUAAUUUUGGUAUAAUUAAUGCAUCAUCAACCCUUCUGCAGUUGAUACUAACAGGAGAAAAUGGUGUGUCUGGAGAUGCUGCUGUGAAAUUCAUAAAACUGGCUUAUAGAUACGAAAAAUGGGACGUGUUUGCUUCUGCUAUUGAAUUUGUUCUUAAUUUUCUUCAGGCUCAAGAUGAUCCAACAUGGAAGAAAGCUGAAAUGGAGCUCAAACUUCUUACACUAAUGCAAUCUUUACGAUUUCCAAGAAAAUUUAAGCAUGGUUUUUCUGUUAGUGAAGGUAAUACCAUAGAAGCUAAGAUGUCUGAUGGUUCUGAAAAGAAGCAGACAUUUAUGGUGAGUAUAGGGGGUUCCUUAAAGCCUGGAGAGCCUUCUCAUGAUCUUAUCACUUUGGCAACGACCCUAUUUUCCUGUGUUUCCACAUCUAAGCAGAAUAUCCAGCCUGAUGAAGAAAUACUUGUUGAUGUAAUAAUGUUUUUGUGGCAGCAGUGUAAAUCAGGACUUGAGCAAAUAAAAACAAGUGGAAAUGACUACUUGAAAUAUAUCUACAAAUACAAAGCUUACCAAUGGGUUCAUAUACUCUGGAUAAUAAAUGAAGUAAUUCAAAAGAGCAGCAUAGCAAACACUAAUGUUGUUAUGCUUGCAGAGGUAACCUUGCAUCUAACUGCAAUAUUGGAAAACAUAGCUGAUUCUGCAAGUAAAUCUAAGACAAAAGCAGGAAAAAGAAAUGCCUCUCUCUUGCAAGGUGAAACCUGUGAUAUGCCUGAAAUACUGAUGAAAAGUUCUACAGAACAAUUGCAAAUUGCUUAUGAAAUUCUUGAAAAAGCAAUUGAUGGAAUGAACACAUCUCACUUAAUGACCCUUCUACCAGAUGGAAAGUCGGUAUUUGACAACUGCUGUACAAAGGUGGACUCAAAUGAUCAGAAUUUGAAUUCUGUCUUGGGAUGUGCUAAUAAUAACACAGUAACAGGUGAUAGUUUUGUAAUGGAUUUACACUUGGAGCUCAUUCAGGCUCAACAUCGAGUAGCUGUGAAACUUCUUAAAAUUACACAAGAUGCUGAAAAGGAUGAUGAAAAUCAUAAGUCUAGCAAGUUUCGUGUGAAGGAUAUUAAAGAUUUACAUUAUUUAACAGAGGAAUUUUUAAUGGGAAAAAUAAAAAAGAAUAAGCUGUCCAGAGCAAUCUUUCUGAUGCAAAAGGCUGUACAGAAGUUCCCUAAAGAGUUGACCAGUUCUUCCCAACGGCAGCUACUAGAGGAAGCACUAACUUUCAUUGAGCAAGUUGAAGCUGAACAAAGUGCAUUGUAUCGCAGUCUCAAAGAAGCUAUGAACAGCAAGAAAAAAAACAGAACUCCUCCUCCUCCUCUAUUACUUUCUAGAUCACAUCGCUGCAUGACAUUUAAACCAGCCCCAUUCUCUUCAGAUAUUCAGGUAUCGUGGUACAGUAUUUUUGGUUCUGUAGCAGGAGGAAGUAAUGUGAAAGUAAGGUUAAAUAAUGAUAAACUUCGAAAUGCAGGAGAACAGAUACCAGCUGAUGGGAAAAGCCUCUUGGAAAUACAAGGCUUAGAACCCAAUGAGAAAUACAUAUUUGCAGUUGCAGCAUAUUCUUCUGAUGGAAAACUUAUUGGUGAUGCUAUUGGGGAAAUGACUAAGCCAAUCCUUGCCUAUCAACCUCUUUCUGUCAUUACUGUUCGAGCCUAUCUAACUCAGGUAGCCUAUCAGACGGGCAACUACACAUUAGCCAGAGAGGCAUUUUCACCAAUGUGGAAUUAUUUUGUUUCACAUUCUUCUCCACUGCCUGCCAAUGCAGCUGUUAUUUCUGCAAGUAGUAAUUUGACUAUAGCUGAAAACAGGUUACGAUUUGAAGCUGUAUCUCAGAAUUCUCUUAUUGCCUUGAAACUCUUUCUGAGGAGUAUACUUGUUGUUUGUGACAUUAAUGUCAUGGAACGAGCACUCUUCUGUGAUUCCAUCUGUUCCCAUGAGAUACUUUAUAAGGAGCAAGUUGCUAGAUUAGCAGAAUGUGAAAGAUUGACUGUGGCAAUUGAACUUAGCAAUUGGUUGAAUGAUGCAAGUUACACCCUACAGUCUGUUGUACAAUGUUAUGGUCUCCUUGCUCCAAUUAUUUAUCACAAGAUUUCUUCAGUGCCAGUAGUUCAGAUCCUCAUUAAGUGCUUGGCUGUCCUUCAAGAAAUUCCAAGUGCUACUUUGCAGAGGACGCAGGAAGGAUGUUAUGAAAGUAUUCAGCAUAUGAUAGCUUGUACUUCAUUUUAUACAGCAAAGGUACUGCGUUCAUGGAAAGAAUAUGAACUAGCAGUAAUUAUUAUUAACUACGGGAAAAAGUUAUUGAAUUGCUCACCAACCUCACUCUGCCUGUCAGGAGCUAUGAAAACUGAAGAAUCACACUAUGACAAAGAAUUUAAAGCCACUUCUGCAAAGACAUCCCAUUUAGCUGCAAUGGAAAAAGCAACAGAAAAUUUAAAUGCUCUUGAAUCACAUCUCCUCAAGCUGACAAAACCAGCUCGUGGAUUGCAGCUUACAGGAAAGGAAGAUCCUUUGUUACUCCACCCUGUAAUUUCAUGUUGGACAUCAACAAGUGCUUAUCAAGAAGUGAUAAAAUUCAGAAACAAUCCACGUUUUCUUGAGUUCUUUGUUCAAGUUUUGCAUAAAAUCCUGAAUGAAGAGAAGUUUCAGGAUGUUCUGGAAUGGGCAGAAGAUGUGCAAGUGUACUUGAAAAGGAGGAACGACCAACUUCUCUGUAUCAAUGGAGUUUCAACACAAGGAAAAGGUUCUCCCAAAGGCACUAAAAAACCAGAGGCAUCAACUUUGGAGAAACCAGGAAAAAAACUUUUGAGUCCUACUCAAAAAGGAGAGACCCUUAGACAGUAUUUCAUGAAACAUCCAAGCAUAGAGAAAUCUUCGGAAGAACAAAGGAAAUGCAAGAAAGAGUUGCAAAAAGCAGCUCAUCACACCUUAGUGGUACUGCUGAAACCAAUUGUGAGUAAUUACUUAGAAAAAAAGAAGUUUCGUCACAUGUGUCUUGAAGAGAUGCCCUGGAGGUCUCAGAUGAAUAUCUAUCUGGCAGUUGCACACUACAGCUUAUUUAAAAAAAAUCUGGAAGAGCAAUGCAACAUUGGAAUUUUUGGUUCACAGCAUCUGGACAGUUACAAUAUUUUGGAUCCUGAAAUAUUCUCAUUAAAUAAUUGUGGCACGAUCGUGGUGAGAGAAGCUGUAGAGAACAGCAUACCACCAACUCCUUCUGUAAUUAUAGAGUCAGGAAUGACCAAAGAACAAACUGGUAAAGAUAAAUCUUUUAAGCCCAGCAUUAAAAUAAGUGGAACAAAUACUCCUCAAACUCAAACUACAGACACAGAAACAUCUGUCUCUUGUUCCCCCAGAGAAUGCAACCAGUUCCUGCCAAAUACCAUUUUAUUGGAGCAUUUUGCAAAAAUCUUUUUGCAUUUAAAAAAAGCAGUGGUUCUUGCUCACCGUGGUGGCCACUGGACAUUGCUUCAAAAUGCUUGUCGCGAACUUUGGAACUAUACUCAAGAAUUACAGUUCAUUGCUAACUGUUUACAUUCCCAAAUGGAUACAUUUCCCGUUACCAGAGAUUUCCUUAGGAACACCAUCUGGUUCCCUUUUUAUUUGGCAUCAGACAUGAUCAUUGACAUGAUAACUGAACUACAAGCAAGUGCAUCUCUUAAGAUUGUGGAUCCUGAAGGAGACUUCUGCAUUCCCAGUUGUUUAGGAGGUAUUAUGGAUGAAAAUGGCGGUUCUGGUCUUCAUCCACAGUCUCCUCUGGAUGAUGUGAAUGUGGUUGACUUGAAAUGGAUAUGUAAUCUGAUUCUUAAAACAAUAGAGUUGUUAUAUAAAAUGAAGAAGUGGGAAGCACUGGUACACAUAGCUGUACAAUUCAAUGUACUUACACAUGAGAGGUAUACAGAACAAGUGAGUCCACUGCUGGUGUAUGCUCAGAGGCAGCUGCUGGAAAGGAUACAGCAAUCCAGUGGCUUGGACAGCCAUGAACCUAAUUUCAUAAAAUAUCUCUCUAAUAAUGCAGAUAAGAUUAAUUGCAGAAACUACAUAGGGCAGAAAAUACAGCUGCCUGUUGCCAGUUCUGCUAGUGAACAGAUUUUUCCUGGAUGCUUUUUCUACCCUGAGAUGAAAAAUGACUAUGCAGUGAGUACAGCGAAAGCCCUAGUUUCUGUACCUCUUGAUGUGAAUGAUACACUGAAAUGUUUUAGAGAAAGUCUACAAAAAGCUAACUGUCACAGCAGAGCACUGAGACACAGCAGAAAACUGCUUUCAUUAUUUCUUGCGUACACACAAGAAAAACCUGGAAGAACAAUCAGCAGUCAAAUUUCUUCAAGGAAAAGGCUGGAAGUUGAUGCAGGAGCUGAAGUGAUGUAUCUACCAACACCAUAUGACCUUUCUCAAGAAAAAUUUCGAUUUUCCAGUAGGAUUGAGAGUAAACCAAUACCACACACACAUCUUUCACUAAUUAUCACUUCCUAUGAACAAACAAUUGGCAUCCUUGAAAUAAACAAACAAAGAGACCUCAAGGUUCAGGCUCUACACGAACUUGGAAAUCUUCACUUUUAUGUUGGGAACAAAAGAGCUGCUUUUAAAUAUUGGUGUCAAGCCCUUGAUGAAACACUCAACAUUCCUGAUGCACUAAGCAACUGGCAAGAGUUAUGUUUUCCAAAAAAUGCUACAGACUGCUUUACAGUUGGAAGAUUGACUGAUAUUAGUCAGAAAUUUCUUUCUCAGGCUGGAAUUUGGGGAUGUUUACAUGCAGCAGUUUUAGUGGCUAAAAUAGCUCAGUAUAUAGCAACAUCAAAGAUAAGCUUAAGAACCAAAUACUGCUAUUUUUCUGCUAUACUUUUUAAGACCUUGUUUAGAGCUUCUCUUCCACAUCCAACAUCUGACUGUGACUUUGCACAAUAUGAAACAAAUAUGCUUAUUCCUGGUAUUGACUUGUUCUCUGACCGCUACAGAGGUGAUAUCUCUACUGUGGUUGCAAGCCUGAAUUUCCUUAUGUUUGAACUACAUUGUGCAAAACAAAAUUUAAUCAUCUUACCAUUGUUCACAUUAUACCAAUACAUUGUUUCUGAAAUUUGUAAGGACCCAGUUAAAUCUAUUGAAGGAAGAAUCUUCAAGAUUAAAGUACUAACAGAUAUAGGAUUUUUUACGGAGGCCUUUCAUGAACUGUCUUUGCUUAACUGUGGAGAGAGAAUUCCAUGGAAAAUACCUGCAGGAUACAGAAUAAUUGAACAAAUAAUGGCCUCACAGCAAUUUGACUCCUCAGAAUCUCUCCUGACUGUUACAAAUUUACAGGUACUGGAGGACAUAUUUAACCGGAAUCUGUCUUUAACAAUGGUGCCACUGUGCAACCAAAACAUAAUGAAUAAACUAACCUUAGUCAAAAUGCAUUUAAUUAUUUGCCUUUCUGCCACAAUAAAUAAUAUACCUGAAAAAGUGGAAAAACACAUAUAUUUUGCUGAUACCGGCAAGCUGAAGGAGCCAAGCACAAUUACAGGACCAAAAGGUAAUGCUGGUAAGAAUGCUGAUAAGAAUUCAAGACCACAGGAACAAAACGGCACAAUGAUGCAGCUUGUUCACUCUAAAGAUAAAUUAAAUAUGGCCAUGCUGAAGGGGAUUCUACUGACAGAAGCUAAAGAAAAUCUUAGCCAUCUUGUGCAGAACAUACAGGACAAAUAUGAUGGGGAGAUAUCUCAGUGUUCUGCUGAAGAUUUAGAGGUUCUUCUGGAGGCCAAACUUGAGCUUGCUGCUAUUUUUCAGCAAUGGCAUCAAGCACCUUUCAGUGCUGCUUUGGCUUUUUCUGCAAUUCGACUUCUCCAAGAUGCAGAAAUUUUUAGGAUGGAAGAGACACAUUUUAAAGAAGAAAAUGAUGAAAACCAGUGUUUGGACUCUUACAUCAAAGACAUUCGACUGCCUCACAAUGUAACAGCACAAGAUCAUAUAAAUGUACAUCUAUGGCUAAGGUGUCGUACAACGUUAGUGACUGCCCUAGUAGCACAGAUACAUGGUAUUGGUGAUAUGGAAGAAAAUUAUGUGGCUGAACGCAGAAGUGUGCUGAAAGAAGUAAUACUAGAGUCAGAAGCCUUUGGUGAUACUGAGACUCAGGCUGAAAUGAUGGUGCAAGCUGCUAUUCUUGACCUGCAAGAAAAACGUCCUGUGGCAGACGUUAAACUUCUUGUGGAGAGUAUCAUCAGUUUACUCCAAGAGGAUACAUUAAUUUCCCCUCCAGCUUCUUUGACUCUUGUGAAAAGUAUGCUUCUGCUGGCAGACAUACUAACACUGCAAACAGAAGAUACAGAACGAUGCUCUUCUACACUGGAACCAUUAAACUUACUAAUUUUGGCACACGAGCUUACCAUUAAAGCAAUUUUUGUUUGCGGGGAACCUAUUGAACAGCAAAUAGAUGACAGUACCUUGACUUGCCUGGUCCUACCUACAAAAAAUAUCUACCUGCCACACAUGAACUUGCUAGCCCAAGUCAAAAUGAGAAUAGGGCACACAUUAGCUGAAAAAGUAGCUUGUACACCUGCAAGAGGAGACCCACUGCAAUGGCUAGGUGCUCUCAAACAUUUAGAAUCAGCAUUGAAGCUUUGCAGAGCAUCUGCAACUGAAAGAAUAGAUCUGGAAGCUGAACUUCUUUUUUGGAUAGGUAAGGUAGAACUCCAGAUAGCUGAAGCAAGCAAUAGCAAGUCAUCUCAAGCUGCUGAAACCCUGAUGGAAGCCAUAAAACUCAGCCAACAACAUGAUCAAAAAUUUGAGUUAAUAAGAAGAUCAUACCUUGAAAUAGCACUAUCAUAUUUGCAUUUUGCCACAAAUAAUGAGGAUGUGUCACAUACAGAUAAGAUGGUGCCUUCCAAAUCAAACAUUGCUUCUGGAGAGCUUUCUUCUCCCAAGGAGUUUCCAAAAUCAGAAGGCUGCAAAGUACAAGCCUGGAUUGCAGUAAGAGCAGCUACACAGGUCAGUGAAGCUGUACUUGAUUCUAAGCUAUUAGUUGGAAUGAAGAGUAUUAAAGAACACAGCAUGAAGGAUGCAGUACGACAGAAAAUCCCAGAAUUUGCUUCCAUGGAUCUUCUUGCUUCAUACAGAGAUUUUUUGUCUGAUGGAUAUAAUGUUAUCUCUGAAAGUCCCAAAGUGUUUUAUACUGAAACUGAGCAAAUCAUAGAAGACAAGCAGAGCCAAAGUAAAGGAACAGAAAGUCUUGCCACCAAGGCCAGACAGAAGAAACAAACAAUAACAUGGAUUCACUUAAUUCGCUACCACAACUAUUUAAAAAGACUUUAUAAUACAAAUCUAUUUGCUGCCCCUGACUCAGGACCUGGCUCAUUUUCUGCAAGAGAUGGACACCUUAGUUCUGUUUUUGACACAGGGAUUGUUCUACGCAUAGCAGAAAUGCAUUCCUUUCUUAAAAAGCAUUUGGUUCAUUAUUCAGUAUGUUGCCUUGAGAAUUUCCCAGAAGAAUUAUGUGAUGUAGAAUUGCCACUUGAUAGGCCAGCAGAUUCUUCGAAGGUGUCUCCAGGAAUAUCUUCUCCAGUUUCUGUUGUCACAGAAGCAGAGCGUCAGAUGGAGAGUAGGGCAGCAAAUGCUCCAAAUAAGGAAAUUAACAUUCAGUGGUACAUUCCUUCUCUGGCAAAGCCAUCCAACGAUACAGAGGCUAAGGUUUUGCUCCUUUAUGCUUAUAAUACAAAGCCUGUCAAGAUUAGUGACAUCAAGAAUUUCAGUUCAGUGUCUAUAUUUUCAGGCCACUUGUGGAUUCCAUUGUCUAGAAUUAUUUGUUUACGGAGGGAACUAUCUAAUCUGAAGCAGCAAGUUGAGGUGUUGAUUCAAAGUUCUAAAAGCUUGUCUUCAGCUUCAGAACCCACAUGUUUCCAUGAACAAAGGAAAACUUUGGAAAUAACUCCUUCAAAACCCCCUGAAAUGAAUUUUGCAAAAGUGCAUCUUGAUGAAAAAACUGAAGAAAUGGCCAAAAAGUGUUUAUCUGAAGUCAAAGCACUGCUGUCUAUUGUUCCAGCCUUGUCCUUGCCAGUAACUGAGAUCCCAUUUGAUAUUACUUUGCAAUCAAUAGCAAGUUUGGAAGCUAUGUUUGAUCCUGCCAGUGGCUGUAGAAUAACUGAAGAAAGUCUUUUCAAUUGGAUCGUUUCUUUGUUUCACUAAAGUCUAUUUUUGCAAUUUAAUCAGUUGCUGAGUGCUACAGAUUUAGACUUAACUUCUUGUGUUAAUGAAACAACAUCAUUAAUCACAGUAGGGUAAUGUGUUUUAUAAUUUUCAUUUUUAUCUCAUUUCUAAUGAUUUAAAAUGAAUAGUUUAAAAAAUUAAAAUACAUUUUUAGGAAUUAAGUGUAUUAAAAGUAGUUCCUUAAUAAGAGGUUUAAAAAAAUGAUUUACUCAAUCAUCUAUAACUGAGUUUGUUGGGGGUUUUCUAGCUUCUCAGUAGUUUCUUAUUGUUUAGAGCAGCUGCAUAGUCUUGUAGCCUUCAGCAUCUGCUAAUAGAUACUGCUUUUUCCCUGAAGUUUUAUUCUCAUCAGCAAUUUAAUUACUUUUGCACUUAUUAAAAGUUGGUUUUAUUUCUGA
Melopsittacus undulatus (budgerigar) is the source of this 9836-nucleotide messenger RNA. It is a transcript of the gene CFAP54, whose product is annotated as cilia and flagella associated protein 54. The transcript has 69 exons. Bases 1 to 9420 code for a protein of 3139 amino acids. Gene Ontology annotation, biological process: cilium assembly. The record is from RefSeq and is a predicted model, not a curated record. NCBI's taxonomy places the organism in Eukaryota, Metazoa, Chordata, Aves, Psittaciformes, Psittaculidae.